This is a messenger RNA of Ochlerotatus camptorhynchus, 1110 nucleotides long. RefSeq names its product Apoptosis and caspase activation inhibitor (gene Aven). The record is from RefSeq and is a predicted model, not a curated record. Gene Ontology annotation, biological process: negative regulation of G2/M transition of mitotic cell cycle. Lineage: Eukaryota; Metazoa; Arthropoda; Insecta; Diptera; Culicidae. The transcript is spliced from 2 exons. Bases 79 to 1083 code for a protein of 334 amino acids.
CAUGGCCUUUGAUGACUCAUAAUUGUUUCGAUUGUUGUGCCCAGCUAUUUCUCAGCAACGCAGAUCGAACUAUUUAGUAUGGAUAAAAGUGUUGGACGGGACAAACGUCGCAAAGACAAGCACCACAAAAAACCGCCUCCGGUGAAAUCCAGCAGCGGCAGUUCCGCCGGUAAGUCACAAAAAGAAGCAGAAAACACCAACCGAACGGUGCCCACAUCUGCCCCGUUGAUUGUCUACGACGAUCCGUUCUCGAGGCGACCGGUCGAAUCCAACUGGAACAGCAGCCGAAAUCUCUCGUCUGGGGGAAGCGAUUCGGAAGACGAGCAGCUGCGGGCUGCCGAUUUCGAGAAACUACUGCAAAUGCCCCCUUCGGUCAGUGGACACUUUUUCCUUAGUACCGAAAAACAUUGGACGACCGAUAGCGAAGACGUUUCGAUUACCAGCGGCAGUGGCAAGCCCGGUCAACAGUACGGACAAUACUUCCAGAUCGAUACGAAGCAGCUGAACGCAAGCUUGGCCACUAUCCCGUUCUACGAGAGAAACGGCUACCCGUGCGAGAUUUUCUCCAAACAGGAAAUCAAUUCUAUGAAAUUGAAAGCACAGUACGAAUCAAACAAUUACGACGAACUUUGCCAGCGGUUGGAAUCAUCGAAGAAGAUGGGAGACAGCCAGCCGAAGCCACCGAUCAAGUGUCUCAUAGGAGCGGGAGCGCUCCCGCCUCCAGUGAAUCAGGAACGGCAAGAUCCGCCUGCUCGGCCGGUGCCGUGCUUAAUUGGCCCCAUGGCACUGCCUCCGGAGCUGAGAAAUGAUCCCAAUGUGACCGGAAGCUAUGCUUCUUCGAAUGUAGCAGUUGCAGAGCGGUUAAGCGAGGUCAAUCUAACGGAAGGAGGAAGUCGUUCGGCGACUGAUGCAGUGCCUAUCGAAAGUAGUAACGUUCAGGAACAGAUAGCUGCUGGUGUGGGGUCUUCAGGAGUGGAGAAGGGAAACGAGGGAAAUUCUGGAGGUAAGCGAGAAGUACAACCGGCAGCGAAGGAAACGAAGGAAGAUAUCCAACAGUGGCUAGACGAUAUUCUGGACAUGUAGGUUGUAGGGGCGUAUCUGUUUAUUAAA